UCUUGCUGUGGUCUUGCUGUAACUCGCCACUUCCUAAUUAGUGGUUAAAGAGACACAUUUUACGUGUGUGUGUUUAUUUGAGUUUUACAUUGAGCGGAGGGAUUAAAAUUUAUUGAGCACCUAUUUGCUGAGCACUUUUUAAAUAUAUUAUUUCAUGUAAUUCUUACGUAGUCCUGUGAAGUAGUUAUUAACAGUCCCACUUUACAGAUUGGGAAACCAGGGUGCAGGAAGGUUACUAACUUGCUCAAGGUUGUGGGAUUAAUACUAGAGCUGGUAUUUGAGCCUUAGGUCUUUCUGCCCUGUUGCUGCCAUGAUACCCGAUGCAGCUCUAGUGAGUAACUGAACCUCCCCAGGGGUGUGGGCAGGAGUGAUGGUUAUCUUAAAAAUCUGUCUUUUCAGACUUCUCACUCACUCUGUGAAAUAUAGAGAUUUGCACAGCUGUGUGCAGAGGGAGUCGUUCUCCGAGUCCCCCAGCACUGGGCGGAUGUUUGGCUGAUCGUCAUACCAGCUCUAAUGAAUCACUGUGAAAGAGGCCGUGAACCAACGAAAGGAGAACAAGUAUCUGGACCCAGAGACUCCUGGCUCUCCUGCCUGCUAAUUGACGGACUCUGAACUCUGUUGUGUGCGUGCACCAGCUGCCUACAGGCCAACUACACGUGUGAAACAGAUGGGGCCUGCAUGGUGUCCAUUUUCAACCUGGAUGGGAUGGAGCACCAUGUGCGUACCUGCAUCCCCAAAGUGGAGCUGGUCCCCGCGGGGAAGCCCUUCUACUGCCUGAGCUCUGAGGACCUGCGCAACACCCACUGCUGCUACACGGACUUCUGCAACAGGAUCGACCUGCGGGUGCCCAGUGGUCACCUCAAGGAGCCUGAGCACCCUUCCAUGUGGGGCCCCGUGGAGCUGGUAGGCAUUAUUGCCGGCCCGGUGUUCCUCCUGUUUCUCAUCAUCAUCAUUGUUUUCCUUGUCAUUAACUAUCAUCAGCGCGUCUAUCACAACCGCCAGAGACUGGACAUGGAAGAUCCCUCAUGUGAGAUGUGUCUCUCCAAGGACAAGACGCUCCAGGAUCUCGUCUACGAUCUCUCCACAUCGGGGUCUGGCUCAGGGUUACCCCUUUUUGUGCAGCGCACAGUGGCCCGAACCAUCGUUUUACAGGAGAUUAUUGGCAAGGGCCGGUUUGGAGAAGUGUGGCGCGGCCGCUGGAGGGGUGGCGACGUGGCUGUGAAGAUCUUCUCUUCUCGUGAAGAGCGGUCCUGGUUCCGGGAAGCAGAGAUAUACCAGACAGUCAUGCUGCGCCAUGAGAACAUCCUUGGGUUUAUUGCUGCUGACAACAAAGAUAAUGGCACCUGGACACAGCUGUGGCUCGUCUCGGACUAUCAUGAGCAUGGCUCCCUGUUUGAUUAUCUUAACCGGUACACGGUGACGAUUGAGGGGAUGAUUAAGCUGGCCUUGUCUGCUGCUAGUGGGCUGGCACACCUGCACAUGGAGAUCGUGGGCACCCAAGGGAAGCCUGGAAUUGCUCAUCGAGACUUAAAGUCAAAGAACAUCCUGGUGAAGAAAAAUGGCAUGUGCGCCAUCGCAGACCUGGGCCUGGCUGUCCGUCAUGACGCAGUCACCGACACCAUUGACAUUGCUCCAAAUCAGAGGGUGGGAACCAAACGAUACAUGGCCCCUGAAGUACUUGAUGAAACCAUCAACAUGAAGCACUUUGACUCCUUUAAAUGUGCUGAUAUCUACGCCCUCGGGCUUGUCUAUUGGGAGAUCGCUCGAAGAUGCAAUUCUGGAGGAGUCCACGAAGAAUAUCAGCUGCCAUAUUACGACUUAGUGCCCUCUGACCCUUCCAUUGAGGAAAUGCGAAAGGUCGUAUGUGACCAGAAGCUACGUCCCAACAUCCCCAACUGGUGGCAGAGUUAUGAGGCGUUACGGGUGAUGGGGAAGAUGAUGCGAGAGUGUUGGUACGCCAACGGCGCGGCCCGCCUGACUGCUCUGCGCAUUAAGAAGACCCUCUCACAGCUCAGCGUGCAGGAAGAUGUGAAGAUCUAACCCUGCUCCCCUCGCCCUACACACAACCCUGGGCAGCGAGAACUACAUACAGCUGCCGUGUUGAGCGUACGAUGGAGGCCUACCUCUCAUUUCUGCCCAGCCCUCUGUGGCCAGCAGCCCUGGCCCUCAAGAGGGACAGAGCCCGGGAGACUCGCUCACUCCCAUGUUGGGUUUGAGACACAGACAUCUUUUAUAUUUACCUCCUGAUGGCAUGGAGACUCUGCGAGUAGAUGGUGUGGAGAACUCAAUGCCACAACUCGAACUGUUGUAGUGGGAAGUCCCCCAAAACCCGGUGCAUCUGGCGUGUAGCCAGGAGUGGUGACAGGGGUGGCCUGGGGGGCCCAGGAGAAGCCGAGUGUUGCCAGUGCUAAGCAGCACUGAGGGUUUUCCUCCGGGGACCAACCCCAGCAUGCUGCGGUGGCCCAGAGGAACCAGAAGUACAGCCUCUCGCACAGGCAGCCACGGGCCACGUGCUCCCCUCCUCCCUCACACGACAUCUAGAGGGACUGCCAGUGGAGAUGGAAUCUUCCGCCUGUCUGUCCAGCCGUGUGUGCAUGUGCCGAGGUGUGUCCUCUGUUGUGCCUGGUCCGUGCCACGCCCUUACGUGUGUGUGUGUGUGUGUGUGUGUGUGUGUGUGUGUGUGUGUAUGUGUAUGUGUAUGUAGGUGCGCACUUACCUGCUUGAGCUUUCUGUGCAUGUGCAGGUCGGGAGUGUGGUUGUCGAGCCGUCUCUGCGUGCUGGUGCCUCUGUUCAGUAGUGAGCAGUAUCUAGUUCCCCGGGGGCCCCUCCCCCGCCCCCCGAACCCCCAGACCACGGUGGUACUCCCUUCCCAGCAGGCUGCUCUGCCUGCCCCUGUGUCAACACAGCUCUCCUCCAUUUCAGACUGUGGAACCAAAGCUGGCCCAGUUGUCCGUGGCAGGCUUUUGG
Messenger RNA from Diceros bicornis minor, 2967 nucleotides. RefSeq names its product activin A receptor type 1B (gene ACVR1B). Gene Ontology annotation, cellular component: plasma membrane; activin receptor complex. The record is from RefSeq and is a predicted model, not a curated record. Lineage: Eukaryota; Metazoa; Chordata; Mammalia; Perissodactyla; Rhinocerotidae. Gene Ontology annotation, biological process: protein phosphorylation; nervous system development; activin receptor signaling pathway. The coding region runs from base 679 to 2040 and encodes 453 amino acids. Gene Ontology annotation, molecular function: activin receptor activity, type I; ATP binding; activin binding. The transcript is spliced from 10 exons.